GGCAAGGCCUGGCGAGGGCUCGAGGCUCCCUCGGUGGCUCUGGGCGCUCGGAACUGGGCCUGCGGGACGAGGGGUUCCCCCUCGCUCCGGUGCUGAAGGCUCCUCUCUGGAGCCGCUCACCUCCGGAAAUGAGUGUAUACGUAUACAAGAUGGGAGAUUCUUUAAACGUUGCUUAGGAGUGGCAUCCCUUUAGGAGAGAAGUAUAAUCAAAAAGAAACAACAAGAAGUAGUGGGCUUUUUAGAAGCCAACAAGAUUGAUUUUCAGCAAAUGGACAUAGCAGGUGACGAAGACAACAGGAAAUGGAUGAGAGAGAAUGUCCCUGGCGAAAAAAAGCCUCAAAAUGGAAUUCCCCUCCCCCCACAGAUCUUCAAUGAGGAGCGGUACUGUGGGGAUUUUGAAUCCUUUUUCUCUGCUAAAGAAGAAAAUAUUAUUUAUUCAUUCCUGGGGCUUGCUCCUCCUCCAGGCACAAAGGAGACUGAAAAGUCUGAUGCCACGGAUGGAACUGAGGCACAAACAGAAGACAAGGCAGACGAAGGGGCUCAUGAAGGGGCUCAUGAAGAGGCUCAGUCUGCUCAGUCAGAAUCAGAAGAUCAACAGGAAAGCAAGGAAGAACAUGAAACAACAGGGGAGGAAGAAGAAAAGCAGGAAGAGGGAGAAGAAAAGGAAGAUGGAGAAGAAAAGGACAAGGUGGAAGAGCAAGAAGAGUCUUAGUACACUGUGACACAUUCUUUCUUGAACAGGUUUUCAGGAAGCACAAGCUGGAGUAGCCCUGACAAAGAAAAUGAAGUGGAUCUCUUGAGCAAAUCAUCACUACCUUUCAUGCCUGUAGGCUUAUGAACAUAUAAAUACAUAACAGAACAAGAUACCACCCUGUACUAUGUGUUGCCUUUAUAUAUAUAUUUGGUAUUCCAUUUGCUUGUUAGAACGGGUCUUCUUAUAUCUGACUGAUGAUAUUUCAGGUGAUUGUUAUAUGUUGGAAUAGUAUUGUCUAUGUCACGUUCUAGACUGUAAGCUCCUCAGGGCAGGAGCCAUGUCUUUCCCCAUGUUUAUGUACUGCCAAACACAUUGCUGCCACUUAGCAGGUGACUGCACUCACACAAGUGAGCUACUUAGAGAAAAAGAAAUUCAGUGUUGAAAACUGCAAAGAGGCUUCCUGUGUGCAAGCUGUGUGAGCCACUUCUCCUUCAGCUGGCUUUUGAAAAUGAUUGAGAUUUCCAUUGUACAGCAGUUUAAAUAAAUGCAUUUUCUGUCAUA
Molecule: messenger RNA, 1255 nt
Organism: Neopsephotus bourkii (Bourke's parrot)
Lineage: Eukaryota; Metazoa; Chordata; Aves; Psittaciformes; Psittacidae
Gene: SH3BGR
Product: SH3 domain binding glutamate rich protein
Exons: 7
Coding region: 269-712 (147 amino acids)
Cellular component (GO): cytoplasm
Source: RefSeq, a predicted model, not a curated record